Meloidogyne enterolobii is the source of this 2847-nucleotide messenger RNA. Lineage: Eukaryota; Metazoa; Nematoda; Chromadorea; Rhabditida; Meloidogynidae. The record is from the annotation of a GenBank genome assembly.
UUAUCUUUUUUAGUGCAUUUUUAAAAAUGGUAGCUCGUGCUAAAUCGGGUUCUCCGCCUAUUAAAAUUAUGAAAAAGAGCGAAAUUCAAUCUUCAAGUAAUUUUGUGGAAGAAACUGCCUUUGGAGAGAAUUUACAAAUUGGUUGUUUUGAUGAUACUUUCAAAAAAUUCUUCGCUUAUUCUGGUGGUGAUGUUAUUUCUUUUAAUGUUGAUAGUGGUGAAAGAAUUCGAGUUUACAGGCAUAAAGGUUCUGUGGUUAUUGGUGUCUACUUUCAGGAUAAUUUGUUAUUAUCUUUCACUAAUUUACCACAAUAUUUUCUUUGGAAUGUGGAUAAUGGGGAUCAAAUAGCUUCAAUUAACAUUCAACUUCCUUCUGAUCAAUUAGCUCUCUGGACGUAUAAUUUCGAUGGAAAAUAUUUUAUUCUUGCUCAAAGUAUUGAAAAUACGAAAAAAUCACAAGUUAAAACAACGAAGAGUUCUGUCAAUGAAAAUCAAGAAUCUUCUCUUUUCGAAAUUCUCCAACUCAACACAACUCAAAAUUCUUCUCAAAAAUCGAAAGUUUCAACUCGGCUGGUUGCUCAACUAGAAAACACUCCUCCUUCAAAAGCUCAUUUAGCUGUUUAUUCUGGAUUUUUUGUAAAAUGUGAAAAAAGAAUUGUAAAAAUUUAUGCUUUUGGCGAGGAUGAUGAGGAAGAAAAUGAAGAUGAAAAUUUGGCAAAUGGUACAAAUGAAGAUGAAGAAAUGGAGGAGCAUGUAAAAGGAGGUUCAAAUUCGGCUGUGAAAUUGCCUAAACGUCGUGAGUACCAUAUUGAUGCUAAAUUCGAUGUUGUUGAUCAAAACCUUGUUGAAUUUAAAGAAGUUGUUAUUGCUGGAAAUUCGUUGUAUGCUGUGUUGAAUAUUGGACGUGUUUAUUGCUGGACCGAUUUUACAACGAGAGGCUUGUCAACUUUCAAUCUUUCUCAUUUUACUUUGUCUGGGUACGAACCAACAAUUUGCGUUUCGGAUAUUGGAACUUCAUUUAUAGGCUUUGGAAAUGCACAACUUUACAAAUACAAUUUAACUGCUUCGAGUGGUGUUGGAAGAUGGAUUUCACAUGAACAUUUAUUACUCGAAUCACCGCCUCGUUCUUUGCUGCUUUGUGGUGAUUUUACUAAAAUGGCUGUUUUGUUGAGGGAUAACACUCUUUGUUUUAUUAGUACGGCGCAAAUGCAACUAAUUUCACGUGCAGAGGUUUUACACGUUUUGUGUCUUCCUGAACAAUACAAUAAUGAAAAUUAUCGUUUCUCAAUUACUAAUGAUCCGGCAUUGGAAAAUGAAUUAUUAUUUGUUGCAAAUGCGCGGCUAGGUCAUAUUCAAUGGGUUGACCCUCUUUGUUGGCAAACUACUUGUAUUUUGGACAUUGCUGAAGAAAAUGGCCCUCCACCCCAAGAUACUUUUAACAUGCCUAAAUUUCAAUGGUUAAAUACUUAUUUGGUUUGUUUAAGUAUGCAAAUGCUUGUUAGUUGUGAAUCUGGUCGAGAUAAUCCUGAAAAGACAUUAAUAAAAUUUUGGAGACGAUCAAAAAGCAAAUCUUUGGCAAAUGCUUCUUUUAAAUUGGAAAAUUGUGUCGAAUUACUUGAUAAACGAAUAAAAUUUUUACGUUCUACAUUUGAUGAAUUUACAAACAUACCUUCGUCAUCUAAUGCUAAUGAAAUGGAAUUAUCGGUAAACAAUGAAGAAUUUAUAUUUGUUUACUCAACUGGAUUAAUCGACAUUUACAAAAGAGAUGCUUCGAGAAGAUCAUCUCAUUGGUCUGUCGAUUUAAAAAGGCGUGAAUCAAACUGGCAAAGAUGUUUAAUAACUUCAUGCUCUAAAGUUCGCCAACGCUUAUUUGCAACAAUUCAAAUAUUGAACGAUUCCACAUUUAUUGUUUUGAGAAAUGUUGAUGAAAUGAAAAUUACUCGAGUGAUUGAUAAUCUUGUGGAUGCAAAACAAGUUGAAUGGUCACAUUCUCCAAACAUUUUAAUUGUUUUAUGUGCUUCUGGAUUAGUUGCUUUUAAUUGCAAAAAAGAAAAUCAAUUAAAUCCUCUUUGGAUUAUCAAACAACCCAAUUUUGUUAAUUUAGGCUCUAGUCGUUCUUUUACAUUUACACAUAAUGGACAAGAAGUUCAUCUAUUAAAUCCUGAGGAUGGAACUAUUAAUAAUUUUAUGGAAGAUAUUCGGUUUAGUCACCCCCAAAAGAGGAUAAUUGCUUUACAAAAACAUUCGAAAGAUAAAAGAAUAUGUAACAACAUUUAUUUUUGUGGAAUUAAUGAUCAGGGAUCUUUCACACUUAUUUCACCAAAAUUGCCUUCUAUUGAAGAAAAGAAUCAAAUUCAAAUGGAAGAAGAAAAUUGCAAUAUUAUUAAUAAAAAUUUAAACAAAAAAAUAAAAUCAGAAAAACAGACAGCAUUUUCUCGAUUAGUUGAAAUAGAUGAAGAAAAGAAGAUUGAAAAGAAGAAAAGGAAAAAUAAAAAUAAUGAAGAAGAAGAGGAAGAAGAUAAAUCCUUAAAGAAGCCUCGUUAUUUAUUAAAACAAGUUUCUAUCAAAAAAAUUAUUGAUGGCCCAGCAUAUACUUUACCUUCAAUUUCGGUAUUGGCACAACGUUUUGUUCAAGCAUGUCUAGUAAGGAGACGGUCUUAAAAAAUUUUUUUGAUAAUUAUUGUUAGGGAUUUUUUGUUAACAUCUUUUCAGAAUUUUUUUUCAAUGUUUCCUUGUUUUUCUAUGUUUCAGAAAAAUGUCCUACAAAAAAUCUUUUUACAUUUUGUUAAAGUUGUUUUUUUUUUGAUUUUUCAGAUUUUAAAAUUUUUAUCCCUUAGAGGGAUUUUGG